AUGGCGUCCACACAGCUCGACCUCGACGUGCUCAUCGUCGGCGCGGGCAUCUCGGGCAUCAACGCCGCGUACCGUCUCCAGACCGACGGCCCAGCCAAUAGCCGGUACGCCAUCUUCGAGGCGCGCCACGACCUCGGCGGCACCUGGGACUUUUUCCGCUACCCGGGCAUCCGCUCCGACUCGGACAUUUACACCUUUGGCUUCUCGUGGAAGCCGUGGCACAAGCCCGAGACGGUCGCGCAGGGCGCCGACAUCAAGAGCUACAUGACCGAGGCCGUGCGCGAGACGGGCAUCGACACGCACAUCCGCUACCACCACCGCGUCGUCGCCGCCGACUGGCACUCCAAGGACCAGUGCUGGGAGGUCCGCUACGAGGUCGGCGACGGCGCCGCCGCCGCCGCCACCACCCAGACGCUCCGCACCCGCUUCAUCCUCCUCGGCACCGGCUACUACGACUACGACACCCCCAUGAAGGCCGCCAUCCCGGGCAUCGACAACUUUGCCGGCAAGGUCAUCCACCCGCAGUUCUGGCCCGAGGACUACGACUACACGGACAAGCACAUGGUCGUCAUUGGCAGCGGCGCGACCGCCAUCACCGUCGUGCCCGCCGUGUCCGCCCGCGUGCAGCACGUCACCAUGCUGCAGCGCAGCCCGACGUACAUCAUGCCCAUCCCGAAGCAGUCGCUCGCUGCGCGCUUCCUCUUCGCGCUGCUGCCGCGCUUCCUGGCCCACCGCCUGAACCGCUCGCUCUGGAUCGCGCAGAGCUACGUCAUGAUUUACUUUUGCCGCCUGUUCCCCAACGUCGCGCGCGCCCUCAUCCGCAGCGUCAACCGCCGGCUGCUGCCCAAGUCCGUGUCCAUUGACCCGCACUUUUCGCCCGCGUACAAGCCGUGGCAGCAGCGGCUGUGCGCGUCCAUGGACGGCGACAUCUUUGCCGCCAUCCGCUGCGGCAAGGCGAGCAUCGUCACCGACCACAUCGAGACCGUCACCGCCACGUCCAUCAAGCUCAAGUCGGGCGCCGAGCUGCACCCGGACGUCAUUGUCACGGCCACGGGGCUCGGCCUGCGCUUCGCCGGCGGCAUGCAGAUUUCGAUUGACGGCGCGCCGUUUGACGUGACGCAAAAGUUCAUCUACCGCGCCAGCAUGCUCCAGGACCUGCCCAACCUCGUCUACGUCGUCGGCUACGAGAACGCCUCGUGGACGCUCGGCGCCGACUGCGCCGCAAAGGUGCUCGUCCGCGUCGUCAACGAGCUCAAGGCCGGCGGCAACACCUCGGCCACCCCGCGCCUCGCUAACCCCGACGCGAUGCAGGUCAGGCCCCUGCUCAACCUCGGCUCCACGUACCUCCAAAAGGCCAACACCGUCUUCCCCAAGGGCGGCACCGGUGCCUGGGCACCGCGCAGCACGUACCUGGCUGACCUGUACAAGGCCACCUAUGGCGAUCUCAAGUCGGAAAUGGAGAUUGUAUGA
This is a messenger RNA of Cordyceps militaris CM01, 1470 nucleotides long. RefSeq names its product flavin-binding monooxygenase, putative. The coding region runs from base 1 to 1470 and encodes 489 amino acids. NCBI's taxonomy places the organism in Eukaryota, Fungi, Ascomycota, Sordariomycetes, Hypocreales, Cordycipitaceae. The transcript has a single exon. The record is from RefSeq and is a predicted model, not a curated record.